AUGGAUGGAGGCACACAGCUGAGAGGGUCGAGAGUACACCAUAACAACAGAGGAAUGUUAUCUCUCAAAAGCAGCUGGAGGAUGAACGCAGAAUGCCAACUGUUUUGUCAUGCCGGAGACGCAGACGCAGGGCGCAGGCGCAGGCGCAGCCACACGCUGGUUGUCGCAGCACUUGUGAGAAGAAGCACUUCUCUCUUCUACUCGGUAGCACCACGGACAUGGCCGUACACGAUGAGAAACCAAGUCAUCAAAUCCACAGACAAAGAGAGAGAGCAUCUCGGAUUCCUCCUCUGCGGCAAUAAUAAUCAGCGUGAAAACGAGAGAGGGACGAUGCGAUGCGAUGCGAUGCGGAAUGCGUCGUGGUCAAGGCCCCAGCUAGGCUUCCCAUCGACACCCGACAUAGUACUCCAAACCUCGUCGUUGUUGUUCGCGUUUGCCUCCACCCUCCCCCGGGCUCCUUCAGUCAGCAGUCACCUUUGUCUCCGCCACUCGACGCUGCCGCCUACAGACUACGACCAUCACCAGUCCGAAACAAACUGCUCGCCUCUCCCUUUUAUAUUCACCCUUUCCCUUGCCCUCUCCUCCUCUCAAAACAACACGUACUUUGUCAACACUCGCCUCUCAUCCGUCAUCUAUCCUCCACCGCUACUCCUCGCCUUCACCCACGAAGCCAUCCUAUCCUACCAACCUGCUAAGAACGACUCCCCGCUCAACUCCAUGUACAUCCACCGCCAAUAA
Messenger RNA from Westerdykella ornata, 738 nucleotides. RefSeq lists its product as uncharacterized. The record is from RefSeq and is a predicted model, not a curated record. Bases 1 to 738 code for a protein of 245 amino acids. The transcript is spliced from 3 exons. Lineage: Eukaryota; Fungi; Ascomycota; Dothideomycetes; Pleosporales; Sporormiaceae.